Molecule: messenger RNA, 1397 nt
Organism: Acanthopagrus latus (yellowfin seabream)
Lineage: Eukaryota; Metazoa; Chordata; Actinopteri; Spariformes; Sparidae
Gene: brix1
Product: brix domain containing 2
Exons: 10
Coding region: 1-1026 (341 amino acids)
Biological process (GO): ribosomal large subunit assembly; rRNA processing
Cellular component (GO): nucleolus
Molecular function (GO): rRNA binding
Source: RefSeq, a predicted model, not a curated record
AUGUCUGCGUUUAAGAGAAAACGUGGAGGACAGGCUCCUCUGGAUAAAAAGGCGAAGAAAGCGAAAUUUGUCGCUGACGGAGGCGAGACGCCAGAUGAAAUCCAACAGGAGAAGGCGGAUGAAAUCACGGUCCCGGCACCGGUCUCCAUGGGCAAAUGGACGAACAAGGAAAGGGUUCUCAUUUUUUCCUCAAGAGGCAUCAACUUCAGGACAAGACAUCUGAUGCAGGACCUGAGAGCCAUCAUGCCUCAUGCAAAAGCAGACACAAAAAUGGACAGAAAGGACAAGUUGUUUGUUAUCAAUGAGGUUUGUGAAAUGAAAAACUGCAACAAGUGCUUGUUUUUUGAAGCCAAGAAAAAGCAGGACCUCUACAUGUGGAUCGCAAACAGCCCUCAUGGACCUUCUGCUAAGUUCCUGGUUCAGAACGUUCACACACUGGCUGAGCUCAAGAUGACAGGAAACUGCCUCAAAGGAUCCAGACCGCUGCUGUCGUUCGAUCCUAAAUUUGACAAGGAGCCGCACUACGCUUUACUGAAGGAGCUCUUCACUCAGACAUUUGCUACUCCACGCUACCACCCUAAGAGUCAGCCUUUUGUGGACCAUGUCUUCACAUUCACAAUUGCAGAAAACAGGAUAUGGUUUAGAAACUACCAGAUUAUCGAGGAGGAUGCCUCUCUAGUGGAGAUCGGUCCACGCUUCGUUCUCAACCUCAUCAAGAUCUUUCAGGGGAGCUUCGGAGGGCCCACGCUGUAUGAAAACCCAGGCUUCCAGUCCCCCAACAUGCACCGGAGAGGGCUCAGACUGGCAGCAGCAGCCAGAGUGCGCGAGAAGCAGAUGGUGAAGGAGCUGCAGAAAAUGAAGAGAGCUGACGCGAAGGAGGACGUGUCAGGAGAUAUCACAGCGGACGUCUUCCUGACGCCAGCUGAUGAGAAGCCAGUUCACAUCCAGACGGAGGCACCUGAGCCCAAAGUGGUGAAGAAGAACAAACACAAAGCUUUCAAAAGACAAAGACUGGCACGCAGGUAACCGGAUGGACUGGACGGCUUUUCAGUUUUGUCUCCAGAAGAUGUAGCACAACAGUGCAGAUGGGUCUUCAGUCCAAUAGUGAGCUUUUGUUGGGUUAAAGACUUCAUGUAUUAUCACAUAUUUGACAAUAAUAUGUCCAUGUUGUAUUCCAUGUCUACUGCCACUGUUUGUGGAUUCACACCAUAUAUAUAUUUUCCUCCUUCCUUCAGGAGGAUUGCAGGUUGACAUAAAGGUCUCAAUAUUAGCCCAUACUUUUGAUAAAAAAAAACAAAUAUUCCAUAAGUGUAAAAAAAAAAAAAAAAUCUUGUUUAUUGCUUUUGAGUGACUGCAGUCGUUUCUUAUUUCAUGGAAAUAAAACAAUUCUAACAUCC